AUGCACGUGAGCCAAAAGUCAACAAGAUAUGCCGAGCAUAUUCUGGCGCCCUUAAGCAACGACACGUUUCAGAAACACGCGAAGAUGCUUGCCGCCAAACUCCAUCCCAUUCAUGUUCCCUGCGGCGGCCGAGGCGUCCUCUGCCUCCUCAAACUGCACAUCGGCGGUGCACUCCUCCUCCUUGGCAGCUCCCGCAACAACAGUCCGAGCUUCGAAGGACGUGACAUCACCAAAGGAAGAGCAAAUACGCAGGAGAGACUGCUCGUCAAAUCCAGGGGGGAGGCAACGAAUGCAAAUCUGACUCGACAUCAACCAACACCAGAAAAAGGACGGGUGGGUGCACUUCAACGCCUAACUCCAAAUACUUGA
Trypanosoma rangeli is the source of this 369-nucleotide messenger RNA. RefSeq lists its product as uncharacterized. The transcript has a single exon. Lineage: Eukaryota; Euglenozoa; Kinetoplastea; Trypanosomatida; Trypanosomatidae. The record is from RefSeq and is a predicted model, not a curated record. Bases 1 to 369 code for a protein of 122 amino acids.